Molecule: messenger RNA, 2396 nt
Organism: Tuber melanosporum (Perigord truffle)
Lineage: Eukaryota; Fungi; Ascomycota; Pezizomycetes; Pezizales; Tuberaceae
Exons: 14
Coding region: 728-2326 (532 amino acids)
Biological process (GO): transmembrane transport; carbohydrate transport
Cellular component (GO): membrane
Molecular function (GO): carbohydrate:proton symporter activity
Source: RefSeq, a predicted model, not a curated record
GCGGAGGCUGCGUCGGGGCUUUCACCUUCCUCCAUCCAAUCUAUCUGCGGGAUGCGAUAGCUUUAUGCGAGUAUUCUGUACAACCGGUAUUACAGUACUCGUAGGAAGUUACCGGACUUGGGGGGAUGGCAAGGGGAGGUUGACUUGCUCACUUGCUUGAUAUGGACGAAUUGGGAUGCGAUGCGGUUGGGGGCGGAAUUGGGGCCGUUGUGGAUCAUAUACUGUAUUAUUUCUUUCUUGUUUUUGGGGUGUCCCACGCGAUUACUCGCUUUCUUGGUAAUUGGUUUGGCCAAGAGCUUUUCUUCAAAUCUUCUCUACUCGAGUACAAGUACUGUACUUGUACUCGAGUAGUAUCGGGGAAAAUUAAUUAUAACAUAGUAUUACUCUAACGGGGGGGGGGUGAUUCGGGUCGAUCUCUCCGUAUUCGUCAUGUGUAGCAUCGGUAACGCUUGCCUACCUGCCUGCCUAUCUUCCCCCAUCGGCAGACAACCGUCGGGUAGAGGGAAAAUUUAGGAAAUUGGUACAGUGUUCGCAGGAACAUAAGAGUGGGGAUGGGCGUGCACCUUCACUAUCAUCAUCAUUAUCCCUGUCUUGAUAUCUCUCUAUCCUUCUUCCCCCCCUUCGGUGCUUUGAUUAAGUAUCAUAGUUGGUUUUUUUUUGCGAAAGACGGUGCCAUAAUACACGACUACGGGGAAGAAUAAUAAGGAGAGAGAGGAGAGGGAGAAAGAUGGGGCUACAUGCUAGUGGAACGAACGAUCCGAAGGAGGUUCGGAAUUGGAGAAUUCAUCUUUUGGCUGUCGCGGUCUCGAUGAGUGCUAUGGCUAUCGGGUAUGAUUCGAGCUUCAUCGGUGGAACACAAGCUUUGGUGUCCUUCAAGCGCGACUUUGGCCUCAAUGUUGAAGGCCAACAUGUUCGUGAUACUCUUGCCGGAAACAUCGUGUCAACAUUCCAAGCCGGAACCUUCUUCGGCUCCCUUCUGACCUUCCCCAUUGCGGAAAGGUACGGGCGUAAGAAGGGUAUGGUAUUAUCUUCGAUCGUGUUCUGUAUUGGCGCUGUGAUAAUGACUACCUCUGACGGAAGGUUAUCCAUGAUUUAUGCCGGGAGGGCGAUCACCGGGCUAGGGAUUGGAUGCGCCUCCCUUAUCGUUCCUGUGUAUAUCGCUGAAACCUCCCCACCGAGUAUUCGCGGCCGUCUAGUCGGUAUAUUCGAAAUCUUGAGUCAGGGCGGUGGCAUGCUUGGCUUCUGGAUAAACUACAUAGUAGACCGGACCGUCAACCCCAUCGGCCCGACCCAAUGGCUUGUCCCAACCUCCCUGCAACUAGUCCCCGGCGCCCUCCUCUUUGCCGCGUCCCUCAUAGCCCCCGAAUCCCCUCGCUGGCUUUGCCAGCAGGACGAUUGGGACCAGGCGAGUAUCAAUCUGACCCUCCUCCGCACACUGCCGAGGGACCACGAAUUCAUAAAGGAGGAGUUGGCGGGAAUCAAGGAGCAGAUCGAGUUUGAAGCUUCGAAGGGCGGGGCGGAGACGUUUAAGGGGAAGGUCAAGGAAAUGUGCUCCAAGGGGAAUAGAAACAGGAUUGGAAUCGGCCUCAUUCUUAUGGCUUGCCAGAAUCUUACUGGCGUCAACAUCAUAACAUACUACUCCCCCCGCAUCUUCGAAACCCUCGGUAUAACAGGUACUUCGACAAAGCUUUUCGCAACCGGCUUCUACGGCGUCGCAAAGACCCUCGGGAUGAUUGUAUUCUCCGUCUGGCUCGCUGAGCGCCUUGGUCGUCGCAAGGGUCUUAUCUACGGCGCUUUCAUCGGCAGUUUACCCAUGUGGUAUAUCGGUGGCUAUGUCAUGAGGGCGGACCCGGCAAAGGCUGCGGCGGCUGGGCAGUAUUCUAGGAAUGGGUGGGGAUAUUUGGCGAUGGUUUGCGUGUAUCUUUACGGAUUUAUUUACUGCAUGUCGUGGCAAGGAAUUACCUGGGUCUACUGUUCCGAAAUUUUCCCAAUCGGAAUCCGCAUGAUCUGCGUAGCAAUUACUACCGCCGACCAAUGGUUCUGGUCCUUCGUCGUUUCGCGCACGACACCCUACAUGAUCACCUCCCUCGGCUACGGCACGUACUUUUUCUUCGGAUCGCUGAUGAUUCUAAUGGGCAUAUGGGCCUUCCUCUUCGUCCCGGAGACGAAAGGCCUCACGCUCGAGGACAUGGAUAGACUAUUUGGUGUUCCGGAGAGGAGCGGUGACAGUAGCGACGGGGGAUUCCUCGGCGACGGCGGGGAGAAGGGCCGGAUGGAGAAGGGAGGGGCGGCGUCUUUGGAGAAGGAGAAGGGUGGAGCUAUAUAAGUGGUGGUGGUGGUGGGGGGGGUAUAUAUAUUGGAAAUGACGAAGUCUUUACGAGACUAUGAGAUUAUGA